CAUGUUGCAGAGGUGGAAAUAAACUGCCCUAAUAUUAUAUGUGUCUUGGAAUAAACCCGGGUGAUCUUUUUUACAGAAUUUAGCUAUUGCCCCAUCCUCCCUUCCCAUCUCUCCUUCCCCCAAAUCCAUCCCCUCCCCAACCUUCCAACCCAGAGGUUUCCCUGAAAAUGCACAGGGACGCCCGGCUACCUCCCCUUUCCUUCUGUCUCACGGGGCUGAGUCUGAUGUUCUACCUAGCUCCGCCAGUGCUGGGCAUGGAGGUCUCUGUGCCCAUGACCCUGAACGUCCUCAACGGCACCAACGCCCGCCUCGCCUGCACCUUCAACUCCUGCUACAAGGUGAACAACAAGCACUUCACCUUGAACUGGACAUACCAGAGCUGCCGCAACUGCUCCGAGGAGAUGUUUCUCCAGUUCCGAAUGAAGAUUAUUAACCUGAAACUGGAGCGUUUUGGGAAUCGAGUGGAGUUCUCGGGCAACCCCAGCAAGAACGAUGUGUCCGUGAACCUGAAAGAUGUGCAGCUGGAAGACGAGGGCACUUACAACUGCUAUGUGAUGAACCCCCCUGACCGCAGCCUUGGCCACGGCAAGAUAUACCUGCAAGUUCUCAUGAAGGCGCCCCCCGAACGUGACUCGACCGUGGCCGUGAUCGUGGGCGCCUCGGUGGGUGGCUUUCUGGCCGUGGUCAUCCUCGCCCUGAUGGUGGUGAAGUGCUUGAGGAGGAAAAAGGAGCAGAAGCUGAGCGCCAACGGCCUGAAGACGGAGGAGGAGGAAGAGGAGGGCAAGACGGAUGGCGAGGGCAACCCGGAGGAUGGCACCCAGUAAGGGGGGAGGGGGCGGGACAGAGGCUGGCCCCUUCUCCGUGCCCCCUCCCUGUGUUCAGUGCCCACUAUGCCCCUGAGCCAGCCCCCCAGCCCCUCCCUCGCCCCCCGCCCCCUCCAGCCCAGGUCCUCGCUUGCGAACCCUGGAGACCCCACGCCCAGCCAGAGAACUGGGGUCGAGUCCUGCUGCCUGCUUCAAACUCAAAAUGGGGUGGGGGAGUGGGGCCGAGGACCGAGCUCCUAAGGUGAGAGGGCGGCCAGGGAACCCGCAGGGGAGGUAGGACAUCUUGCCUUUAUUUUAUAUUUCAAAAGUCCACCAUUUCAAACCAGGUCGCGACAAAAUAUUUACAUGAAAUACCUUAAGGUGAUCCUAAACAUCCCUCCUUCCAAGAUGCCACUGCUUUUUCCGUGAUCUCAUCCAUUUCCACGGUUUUCCCCAUUAUCCCCUUGUAGGGGAUGGGGUCUCCACUUGGCACAAAACAUAUGGGCUGAGUACACCCCUGCCUCACCCGGUCCAGUCCUUCAAUUCUUCCCCCAAUCACCCCUUGACCUUAGGAGGCUCCCUGUGAUCUGAUUUAAGGAAGCCAUAUCUGCCCCUGUCUUCUGGUAUGCCAUAGCCCCCCAAGAUCUUAGUUAUAAACCAGUGACUCACUCUGUCAAAGACUUUCUCCUGGGCUAGGUUCACUCGGUAUCCACUCCGCUUUCCUUAGCGUGUAAGGAGACCACCCGUAAGUAACAAAUAAUACGCACCGAUUGAGUCCUCUGGGACAAAGUCCCAGUUUUCGUUCCCAAACUAUCCUAUAGUUUUUCCUGGGACAUUAAGCUCCCCUGUUUCAGACCCUUCCUAUCCUUCUUCCAGUCUUUCCCCAAAUUCUUCACAUCCUGACAUUUCAUGUCUUUCUAUUCCCGUUCAACCCCCUCUGUUUCCCGCUUUGGCUCCCCGCACCUAAAUUCCCGAAGGACUCUUUCGUUCUUUCCUCUGAUCAUCCUUCCCGUUACACUAGCUCGCACUAAUUCUCUGAUAUCUCCAUAUAACAAUAUUAUGAAUAAUAAUAGAGGUAUUUGCUAUGCGCUGACUGUUGUCAGGCCCUGUAUUAGGUGCAGGGGUAGAUGCAAGAUAAUCAGGUUGGACACAUUCCUUGUCCCACAUGAGGUUCACAGAUUAUCACUCUUUAUUGCUGUAGUGUACUUUCCCAAGCGCUUAGUACUGUGCUCUGCACACAGUAAGCGCUUAAUUAAUACGAUUGAAUGAAUGAAUUGAAUGAAAGUAAGAGGGAGAACAAGACACCAUCUUGUGCUCCUCGUCCACACUGGAGCUCCUCCUUCUUCUUAUCUUUCGGGGCCCCCCUCCUUCAUUUUAGCUGCGCCAACACCCCCACCCACUUUUCCCUCUGCCAGAGGUGGAUUUUUUCAAGGUAUUUGUUAAGCAUUUACUCCAUGUUCUGUUCUAAGCACCGGGGUGGAUACAAGUUAAAGCUCUACCCCCACUCCUCCUCUCUCCACCUUCCGCACUUUUAAAAUGUACAAAAUUCAAACCAUAAAACCACCUCCCCUCAUUCACCACUAAAUACGUGGUUUCCUUAUCAUCACUUCAAUCCCUUGGCACCACAGGGAGCCAAAGAAGGCCUUAAAAAAGUUAUGUCAAAAAGGCACCAGACAGAAGCAACCCUCGGUUAUGAACAAAGAGGCAAAAAAAAUAUAUACAUAUUUGUACAGAUAGACUCUGUGGUCCAUUGUGAGCAACCAAAUCUCUCCAAGCUUCAUCUGUUUGUGGGUACCCACUGCCUUCCUUUCCCAGUUCUCCCCCGGAUGGUCCCGCCUUCCAAACGGGAGUCCUAAAAUCUUGGCCGACGCACUUUUGGUGGCAGUGCCAUUGCUCUUUCUCGCCAUGGCCACCUGCCCCAGGUUUAUCACUGGAUUCAUUCCUUCUGUUAAGCAAAACCCCCCACGUGUCCUCCCAAUAUUUAGAAGUCAUGCCCACAUCCUGCACCUCCACCAGUGGUGCUUUAUGUGGGCAGGGAAUGUAUCUGUUACAUUGUUCAUUCAUUCAUUCAUUCAAUCAUAUUUAUUGA
This is a messenger RNA of Tachyglossus aculeatus (Australian echidna), 2892 nucleotides long. RefSeq names its product sodium voltage-gated channel beta subunit 2 (gene SCN2B). Bases 168 to 824 code for a protein of 218 amino acids. NCBI's taxonomy places the organism in Eukaryota, Metazoa, Chordata, Mammalia, Monotremata, Tachyglossidae. The transcript is spliced from 4 exons. The record is from RefSeq and is a predicted model, not a curated record. Gene Ontology annotation, cellular component: membrane.